Molecule: messenger RNA, 1742 nt
Organism: Limulus polyphemus (Atlantic horseshoe crab)
Lineage: Eukaryota; Metazoa; Arthropoda; Merostomata; Xiphosura; Limulidae
Product: chordin-like protein 1
Exons: 11
Coding region: 426-1493 (355 amino acids)
Molecular function (GO): protein binding
Source: RefSeq, a predicted model, not a curated record
CUAGUUUAGGGUUCGUAUUACUUCUAAGUUAAUGGCUUUCGAUUUUCCUCAUACAGGCAUUAUAGAAUGAGUGAACGUGGGAAGUAACGCGCAUUUCGAGUCGCGAUAGUGAGUAUAAGAAUUGUUAGGCGUGAGGUUGUCAGGCAGUGUCAACCCAGCUCAUAGAAACAGCACGCAUACAUGCGUGAGUUGUUUCACGCACGAGCACAAGAAGCUGUCAGUUACGACUUUUGUCUUUGACAAGUCCACUGAGUUAGACUUCUACCGAGGUGAACAUAUUUACGUAUCGAACCUCAGAGUGCUCAAGGGGUUCAUCAAAGAGGAUGUCGAGAGCUUUACAGCUCUGCUGAACAUUCGAUCAAGGAGCGCUACUACAUACACAUAUCUGGUGGUAAAGAAGGAAAACGAGACCAGCUUGGCUUCAGAUGUCCUCACACCAAUGGCUAGGAGCUGUGCUGAUCAUGCAGGUCCUAUUAUGUACCUUUGUAUCAGCAGAGUCAACAGUGUCGUCAGAUACCAAACCAACGACACACGUCCAGGUGGCGUGUUAUGACAAAGGGCAAGUUUACAUAGAUGGUGAAACGUUUGCUUCAAACUCGACCAGUUUUCAACCACAAAAGCCUAAUCAGUGCAUACAAUGUGUUUGUCAGAACGGCAGGAUACUGUGCAGAUUGAAGACUUGUCCUGGUCACUCUUGCCAGAAUCCACUGUACAAUCGCAACGACUGCUGUCCAGUGUGUCCAGUCGUCCGCCCAGAGCAGCAAGAUAUAUCUGAGGAUAACCUUUUGGUAACUUUCCAGACUUCAGGAGGCGGGACAACUUGUAAUUCUGGUAGACUCAGUUAUCCUCAUGGCUCCACUUGGCAUCCUGUUAUUGGUCCACUAGGACAGAUGGAUUGUGUAAUUUGCAAAUGCCAGAUGGGGAAAAUUGAAUGUGGUCGUGUAACCUGUUCAUCAGAAGCACUCACGUGUGAUAAACCUCAGAAGGUCAUAGGUCAUUGCUGUCCGUUAUGUGUAAACAAAGACGACCAAGUUCCCCCAGUGGUCGGUUCUGUUCAGUCCGGUUUUUCUGUAGGAGAAAUGCCACAGAACAAAAAACUGUGCGUAUCUAAACGACGAAACUACAUAGUCUUCAAAAACCGUGCUUUCAUUGUUAAAAGUGGUUAUUAUCAGUUCGCUUUUCUGAAGUUAAAAGACAGAGGAAACAUUAGACUUUUGUCUUGGGCAACAAAGGAAGAUGAAAUGGGAGACUUUUCAGAACAACACUUGACACAAUCUGAAUUUUCCGAAGUACAGAAAACAUUCAAGUUCAAACUACUGGGAUCUACUAAGUCAAAAUUGGUUGAGAGGUUUAUUAAACGGUUUAAAAAGCUUGCAGAACGAUGCAAGAAAAGGUGUGACGGGAAGAUUCCCAGACUUGAAAAUGGACUGCGGCUUCAAAAGGUAGAGCAGAGCUCACAAUGUGUCGGCCAGAACAUCCCAUUCGAAAAGUAGUAGCUUAUUUAUUAUUUUCUUGUUAAAUAAUAAAAUUUUAGAAGAUGAAAAUAAAGAUUCUGAUUUUGAUACUUGUGAUCAUUUGUGAAAUUUUACGCUUAAACUAUUAGAUAUUUUCAUUGCAUUCCGUUAGUUUGAAUUUUGCCUUAUGCAUCUACAAGGUUUCAUUAAUUAUUAAACACCUAUAGUCUGUAUCCACCAAUCCGUGUUGCAUUGAUUAAUUAAUGAUAAUAAAAAACUAAACUUUAA